Messenger RNA from Pimephales promelas (fathead minnow), 339 nucleotides. Lineage: Eukaryota; Metazoa; Chordata; Actinopteri; Cypriniformes; Leuciscidae. The record is from RefSeq and is a predicted model, not a curated record.
AUGAAUCAUUACGCUACUAAGAAGAAUGCAGCGCAGAGCAUGUUGGAUGUGGCUCUUGUGAUGGCGAACUGCUCUCAGCUAAAGAGAGUUCUGCAUUCAGGACCUCAGCACCGCUUCUACAUUCCUCUUAUUGCUCUGAUCUCAAUGUCCAUCUCACUGCAGAUCAUUGUUGGCCUCCUAGUUUACACUUGUGUCUUGAAGUAUGACCUGAAUGAUGUUAAGAAACAGCCAAGGCUGAACACAAUGAAUGAUGCAGCAACUAUUUUUGUCUUCUUCACUGUUCUUAUCAACAUCUUCAUCACAGCAUUUGGAUUUGAGUCUGGAAGAAACAGCAUCUGA